AUGUAGUCAAUCCUAGUUAUUUCGGUUAUUGGCGAUAUUUUUUGUUUCUCUAAGUUCAUAUUUACUUAUGAGACUGGGACUGGUUGCUUUUACCUAUGAUUAUAACUUAGACUUAGGGUUAGGUUUAGGGCAUAAUAUAUCAUUAUGGUGUGACUUAAAACUAAUUUUAAUGCAUAAUGGAAUCAUAGGACUUGAAGGGUAUACCACAAUAGCGACCUAACCGUGGGUCAAACUCUGGCUCAUCUGUACCUCGAAGCUGGCUCUCGGGUUAGACUGCAGUCACGCCAUCUGCACUUGGGAGAAGCUCGGACACGCUUUAUUUAAUUAAAUUUAUAAUAAGUACAAACAGAGCAGAGGUAUGCAGUACACCAACAUUCAAAUAUACAACAUUUAAACGCUUGUUUGUCGGUUUAAGGAAGUUACGUCAUUGUACCAUGCACGCUUCCGGUUAGUUGUCAAGCACAUUUAAAACAACAGCGGUUUAUGCACGGUACUGACUACGUUUACAUGGACAGCAGUAACCUAAUUAUUGACCUUAAUAAGGUCUGAAUAAGAUAAUAUUGUGAUUAAGGUGUUUACAUGAGUCGCUUGUAGGAGAUUCCUUUCAUGUUUUUACAUGUUAUAGAACAUAGCUCGAUUAACGUCACACGUCAUUACGUCUCCACGUCACGCCGUCCGCCGUCCCUCCAGAAUUUCACCUAUCAACAUAGAGUUCGUCUUCGUUAUGGAACCGUAUACAGUUUUGGAUGUUUUUAUUUAACAUUAUAUGAAAGCCUCAAGUGCAGUUAAUUAUUUGUCGUGCUCUAUGUGCAAAUAGACGACAGUUUUCCUUUUGUUCAUAGUUUUGAUCUUAUUCUCGACCUCGUUGUUUGAUUCUUGUUUAGUCUUGUUUACGCCCGUUUGCUGAUCGCCUGACCUUUUGCCUGUUUUUGAUCACGCUAUUGUCUCACGUUUUGGAUUUGUCUGCCUCUCUUCAAUAAAGCUCUUAUCUGCACUUGCAUCCGUCCUAAACCAUGAUUACGUGACAUAUGGAGAGAACAGGCCAGACUGAGGGAGCUUUGUUGGCUUUGCCAUGGGUGCCUGUGAACAUCGGGGGUUCCAAGUUGUUGGCCAAAGCCUGGUUUGGUGAUACAGAAUAUCAAUUGCUGCUGAGUGACCUGAACAGCGUUUGGGAGGAACAGAUGAGCACAAACAGCAUUGAGCAUCGUGCACAGGUUCUAAAUAAGCGUCUAAGGGCUCCAGUGCACACAUUUGUUGCUCACCUGCGCUCAGUGGCUUGGCCUUUUCUCUCCAGGCAGUCCUGUGAACAGAGCACAGCUGUACAUUUCCUUCUCAAGCAUCAGGGGGGCCACUUAACCAUCACACUCAAGAGUGAGCUGGGAGAUGUACCAUUCUAUUGGGAAUUCCACUGUACCCCUGCCUCGGUAGCGGUGGUGUCCAGAGAGCUAGUGUGUCCCUUGUUGUCUAUGACUCAAGUGCUGCAUAGACAUGUUGGAGAACUAACUGCUUUGCUGCUCAAGAAAGACGCUGAGAUACAAGACUACAAAGAGAAUGGAGCCGUGCUUAGCAGAGGUAGGCUUCUGACUGAGCCGUUUGAGGAGGAGACGUACAGAAGGGACUUUAACCAGAGGCUUUCUAAGAUGCUGCCGGACAGUCUGGAGUUUGAGUCUGAGCUGCAGGAGCUGUAUGUGUCCAUAUGUGCUGCGAGAACUGCCCGGAAACGCAAGCGCUCUGGCGAAUACAGCUCUGCUUCAGUAGGCAGCUUUGUCCCUGACCAGGAUCAGACCAGUUGUGUGCCAACAGGUAUGAGGACUGCCUCUCCUGGGUCUAAUGAAAAUUAUACAAGGCAGCAAGUAGAAGACACACAGUAUGCUGACACCAAAGAGACUGAGAGACUCUUACCUGCUGCUGCUGCUGUUCCUCCUGCAGUUACAACAAACAGAUCAGUUAUGCAUCCCAAGAAGAAGAAAGCAGCUGGACUCUUCCAAUGAAAUCAUGGUCCAAAAGUUGAUGGAUUUUUUUCCCCCCUUAAAUUUUCUACCUUGUUCAGUGAUAUGAUUAAACUUUCAAUUUUAUAAAACAAUGUGAUUUGUUUUUGUUGCUUUGUAUUGUAUUUUUAAUAAAUUAUUGUAGUGCAUUA
Ictalurus punctatus (channel catfish) is the source of this 2140-nucleotide messenger RNA. RefSeq names its product nonhomologous end-joining factor 1 (gene nhej1). Bases 1029 to 1991 code for a protein of 320 amino acids. The record is from RefSeq and is a predicted model, not a curated record. NCBI's taxonomy places the organism in Eukaryota, Metazoa, Chordata, Actinopteri, Siluriformes, Ictaluridae. Gene Ontology annotation, cellular component: DNA ligase IV complex; nucleus. Gene Ontology annotation, molecular function: DNA end binding. The transcript is spliced from 8 exons. Gene Ontology annotation, biological process: double-strand break repair via nonhomologous end joining.